This is a messenger RNA of Urocitellus parryii (Arctic ground squirrel), 4727 nucleotides long. It is a transcript of the gene Znf112, whose product is annotated as zinc finger protein 112. Gene Ontology annotation, biological process: regulation of transcription by RNA polymerase II. Gene Ontology annotation, molecular function: DNA-binding transcription factor activity, RNA polymerase II-specific; RNA polymerase II cis-regulatory region sequence-specific DNA binding. The record is from RefSeq and is a predicted model, not a curated record. Lineage: Eukaryota; Metazoa; Chordata; Mammalia; Rodentia; Sciuridae.
CCCAGGUAUGCGCGGCCGCGGCCUUCGCUGCUCUCAGAAAGAAACACAGUUCGCUGAAAGCUCCAGGGAACCUAGGAAGGGGUCAGAGCUCCAGUUGUAGUGUCCCUGGCUCCUCUCGGAUCCCAGAAGGAACCCGGCUCUACCCGAAUGCCUAGGAAUCUCCCCCCACCCGGCCCCCCACCCCUGGCUGUUGUCUGGGAUGUCCACUGGAAGUUAUGGGGAGUUCUGAUUUCUCCCAGCCUCCUUUCCUUCCUCAACCUAGACUUAACAAAAGACUGUUUGAUUAGGUUGAUGAAUUUCCAAACAUUGAAGGAGUUUUUCAUUUCUGGGAUAAAUCCCACCUACUCAAUUGCUUUCCUGCUAUAGUCAGACGUGAUUUGAUGAGCUCAUCAGUGGGAUGAAGGGGAAAAAAUGUCACACCUGUGCUGAAAGAAGUGCUAAAGGAAGUUCUUUAGGCUGAACGGAAAUGAUACCACAUGGAAGCUGAGAACUUCAGAAAUGAAGAAGGAGCACCAGAAAUAGUAAGGUCUCUGCCUUUCCCUAAAAAAAGGAGGAGAAAAUGACCAAAUUCCAGGAAAUGGUGACGUUCAAGGACGUGGCUGUGCUCUUCAGUGAGGAGGAGCUGGGGCUGCUGGACUCUGCUCAGAGGAAGCUGUACCGAGAUGUGAUGCUGGAGAACUUCAGGAACCUGCUCUCAGUGGCACAUCAGCCCUUCAAACCAGACCUGAUAGCCCAGUUGGAGAGAGAAGAAAAGCUUUUAAUAGUGGAGGCAAAAAUCCAAAGAGAUGGAUAUUCAGGAAGCAUCAGUMAACCCAAGACAGAGAAUGUUCAAGAAGCGGGAUUAAGCUACUUUUCCCCCAAAGAGCUUUCUUCCUGUCAGACUUGGCAACAAGGUGCAGGCAGGUUAACCAGGGAUCAGGAUUCUAUGAAAAACUUUCAGGACAAGGAUUUCCAGUUGCAAAAACAAGGUGAUCUUCUCUACCAGAUUUGGACAGAAAUGCCAAUUCAGAUUUCUGAAGAUGGGAACUACAUAUUGACUCAUCAUGUAGGGGAUGAUUCAAAUUAUGUAAAAAAUCAAGAAUUUCCAUCUUGGAGAGACCAGCAGUAUUGGAGGAAAAUGUAUCUGACAGAGUCACAUAAUUAUCAAUGUAAAUGCCAACAAAUUUCCACAAGAAAUAAUUCCUGUAGGUGUGGCAGYGUCAGAUGGAUCUCACAUCACAAUGAUAAUCUGAAAGUACACAGAAGUGGAAAAGGUGGGAGUUGUCAUGACUGUGGAGAAGAUACCAUGAUGGCAUCAUUAGUUCAUCAGGACUCAGUUCAAACAGGGCAGAAGCUCUGCCCAUGUUCUGAGUAUAGAAAAGCCUUCAGCAGUGACUGCAAUUCUCAAGUUAAUCAGCAGUUCCACUUAGAAGGGAAGCCCUGCACAUAUAGUCCAUGUGGAAAAGGCUGUAGCUAUAGGUCAAUUCUUCAUCUACAUCCAAGUGUUCAGAGGGGAGAUGAAGAUGUUGGUGAGAGUUCACAUCUGCAAUCUCAUCAGAGAGAGUGUACAGAGAAACUAUGCAAAUGUGCUGGAUAUAGAAAGAAUUUUAAUAAUUUCUCUUCUAUAAACACUUUUGAACUUAACCACACAGGAGAAACAUCCGAGAGGUGCAACCUUUAUAAGAAAUCCUUCAGUUAUAGCUUAGAUCUUAAAAGCAUUUUUAGGGUCCAUACUAGGGAGGAACCCCAUGAUUAUGAGGAGAAUGGGAAUAUUUUAAACCAGAGUUCAUGUCUUCAAGCUCAUCAGAAAAUGCAACCUGCAGAGAAACUAUACACAGGUGUGAAAUAUGGGAAAGAUUCCAUUUGUAGUUCAGAGCUUAGUGUUGAACAUAGAGUUCACAUGGAAGAGCAUCCCUAUAAUUCUAAGGAAUGCAGUAAUGACUUCAGUCUGGCUUCACAGCAUCAGGACUUUCAGGUGGUCUACCCUAGGCAACAGCCGUAUAAACACUAUGUAUGCAGUAGCAACUUCAGGCACAACUCAAAUGUUCAAGGCCAUCAGAAAAUUCACAUUGGAGAAAAACCUUAUAAGGAGUGUGGAAAUGGCUUCAACUGGAGUUCAAAACUCAAAGAUCAUCAGAGAGUCCACACUGGACAAAAGCCGUACAAAUGCAAUGUGUGUGGCAAAGCCUUCAGUCAUAGAUCCGUUCUCAAUGUUCAUCAGAGAGUCCACACAGGAGAAAAACCUUAUAAAUGUGAGGAGUGUGAUAAGGGCUUUAGUCGGAGCUCAUACCUUCAAGCCCAUCAGAGAGUCCACUCCGGAGAAAAACCAUACAAAUGUGAGGAGUGCGGGAAGGGCUUCAGUCGGAACUCCUACCUUCAAGGCCAUCAGAGAGUUCACACUGGAGAAAAGCCAUAUAAGUGUGAGGAGUGUGGGAAGGGCUUCAGUCGGAGUUCACACCUUCAAGGCCACCAGAGAGUUCACACUGGAGAAAAACCUUUCAAAUGUGAGGAGUGUGGGAAGGGGUUCAGUUGGAGUUUCAAUCUUCAAAUUCAUCAGCGGGUUCACACAGGAGAAAAACCCUACAAGUGUGGAGAAUGUGGUAAAGGCUUCAGUAAGGCCUCAACUCUUCUGGCCCACCAGAGAGUCCACACAGGAGAGAAACCMUACCAGUGUGAUGAGUGUGGGAAGAGCUUCAGUCAGAGAUCAUACCUUCAAAGUCAUCAGAGUGUCCACUCUGGAGAGAGACCAUAUAUUUGUGAGUUAUGUGGGAAGGGCUUCAGUCAGAGAGCAUAUCUACAAGGUCAUCAGAGAGUCCACACAAGAGUGAAACCAUAUAAAUGUGAGAUGUGUGGAAAGGGCUUUAGUCAGAGUUCACGCCUUGAAGCACAUCGGAGGGUCCAUACAGGAGGGAAACCAUACAAAUGCGAGAUGUGCACCAAGGGCUUUAGUGAGAGCUCACGCCUUCAAGCACAUCAGAGGAUCCAUACGRAAGGGAGACCCUACAAAUGUGAACAGUGUGGUAAAGGUUUCAGUGGGUUUUCAAGUCUUCAAGCCCAUCACAGAGUACACACUGGGGAGAAGCCAUACAAAUGUGAGGUGUGUGGAAAGGGCUUCAGCCAGAGAUCAAACCUCCAGGCUCAUCAGAGAGUGCACACGGGAGAAAAGCCGUACAAAUGUGAUGCAUGUGGUAAGGGUUUUCGUUGGAGCUCAGGUCUUUUAAUUCAUCAGAGAGUCCAUAGUGGUGACAAAUUCUAUAGAAGUGAAGAAUUUGGUAAGGAUUAUCCUGCUGCAGAAAAUCUACACAGAAAUGAAGGUUUGUAAAGUUUCUGGUUUGUAUUGAAGUCCUCAAAGGGGAGAUGAAAUUUCCUAGUCAUUAGAGUUCUUUUAGUGGGCAGAAAAGCUUUUUACAGUGAAAAUGUAAUAACCCCCCCCCCAAUAUCAACAUUUAUGAUGGUUAGGAGACCACACAGCAAAGACCUCCGAUGAGAGGGGCUACUAACAGAUUUUGUCAAAAAUUUUAAAAAUCAUUGUACCAGAAGCGAGGGCUUACAAAAUAUGAGAGUGUGGUCAGGAAUUUAACAGAAGUAUAAUGGUCAUCAUGCUUGAUUCCAUGCCCAGUAAGAUGUAAACCCCAUUAAAGAAGGGAAUUUGCUCAUUGCUGAGUCUACAAAAUCAUGACAUUUCACAACUUGGAGUAGGUGCUCAGGAUUUUAUGCUAAGUGAGUAAAAGUAUAUAAAUAUAUACAUAAUAUUUGAAAAUUUUAUGGAACUCAUUUCAAAAAAACUUUCGUUUAAAAAUGGAAUUGGAAGAAGAAUUCUACAACUAAUCUUAGUAUCACUUCAAGUAAAUAUUUGAAAUAUAGAAUAUCAGACAAUAUUGCAAUUUGAAUUAAUUUGAAUUUGGUUGUAACCCUUUUAGGACUGGUUUCCAUAUUUUAUCCUCUUAAAUGGGGGUAUGCAGAAUUUCUUAGUUGUUCUCUUUCUAUACAGCAUACUCAAUUUCUGUUUGGCACCCUCUCCCUGUCUCCUCUCCUCCUACUCCUUCUUCUGCCYCCUUUUCCUSUGUGUGUGUGUGUGUGUGUGUGUGUGUACACAAGUGUGCACUUUAAAUGACAAUACAAACUGAUAAACUGUUUCUCGUUAACAAAAACAGAAUGCUGCAUUUUAAAUAAUUGAAUUUUUACUUCUGCCCUAUGUUAAGGCAGAAUUUUACUGUAACAUUUGGAAAGUGUCAGUAGUGAUUACUGAUGWCUAAUACAUUUAAAUAAAUGUCAGAGUUAUAAUGGCUUUUUAAAAAACUCUCCAUAUUUCCAUUAAAGUCCAUUUGAUCAGACUGAUUUUUAAGUGUUGGUGUUGUCUCUAAUCCAGACCUUUGUAGGCAGGGUGUGUGGCAAGCUUGAAGAACUUUUAAGUUCUCUGUACUCACACUUUCCCAACUUGCACAAAGGGGAAAAUCUUGAAUUUUUGAAAGCAUUUAACCAGUUGACUAUUAGGACAGUAUUGCCAUUUACUUGCUGAUCUCAGUUUUCCAGAAUAAUGCAUUUUAUUGUUGGGAGUGAAAAAUACAAGUUUCUCAUCCAAUACAUAUCAAACUCUUGUGUAUAUAGUCAUGUAUCACCUAAGAACAGAGACACAUUCUGAGAAAUGUAGGGCAAUUUCAUUGGGUGAACAUCAUAGCAUGUACUUAAUACAAACCAAGAUGUCUACAACAUCGCCCAGCAAUAUAAUCUUAUAGGACUCUCUUCAU